Schizophyllum commune H4-8 is the source of this 729-nucleotide messenger RNA. RefSeq lists its product as uncharacterized. NCBI's taxonomy places the organism in Eukaryota, Fungi, Basidiomycota, Agaricomycetes, Agaricales, Schizophyllaceae. Gene Ontology annotation, biological process: cytoplasmic microtubule organization. The record is from RefSeq and is a predicted model, not a curated record. Gene Ontology annotation, molecular function: microtubule binding. Bases 22 to 321 code for a protein of 99 amino acids. The transcript is spliced from 4 exons.
CUUUGGUGCUGACCACGAUCUAUGGUGUGCACGAAGUGCGAGAAGAAAUUGUCUCAACUUGCUGCUCCCGAUCCUUUCAAGUCAAGCUCGAGCAGUAUCAAGGACGGAAGUCGCAAGGUCGGCGAGAACAAGCUUCUCUCCCGGCCAGGGAGCUCGAAGAAUCGCUUCCAGCCUUACCAAGGAAAAUGCAAAGACUGCAAGUCUAGCGUUUCCCAGAAUAAGGCGAAGUACUGCCAUGGCUGCGCAUACAAGAAAGGUAUCUGCGCAAUAUGCGGCAAGCAAAUACUUGACACGACAGGCUAUGUGAUGUCCAGCAAGUAGAGGCGCACUCCCCCCACCAUAUUAUCCGGACUGUACACUAGGACGACGACGCUGUACUAUACCUGUAUCCUCGACAGUCUCUCUAAUGAUCAGUCUCAACGUUCCGCGCCACCUCACGAACUCGAAGUCAAUCUCAAGAUCGCAUAACGACAGCUAAUAUACAAGAUCUACUACAUCCAUCACAUCUCUACAGGGUAGGCCAGCUCAGGUCAAUAGGCUUCAAGUCACCCGGGCCCUUGAAGUUCUUAACUAUGUCCGCCUGCUCAGCGAGCAGAUACCUGUCCGUCUGGGUUCCAAUCUUCGCCAGGCCCCGCCAGCGUUCCAAGUCUGCCGGAUUCCGCUUGUCGCCGUGCGCCUCCACCGAGUGCUCCCAGUGGCCCUUCGAGAACGCGAUGAGCGUCGUGAUGC